AUGUCUCCUCCUCAAACAUUGUCACCUCCUCGCCCAGCCGGGCUAGUGGUCUUCCAUGUGGGAUGGGGAUCUCGUUUCCCCCUCUGGCGUCCACUUCUGGACAACAGCCUGGUCUGGCUUCAAGACCUGACCAGGUUUCUUCGGUGCCCUCUUCUUCUCUUCCGUCUCCCCCCUCCCAGCCCCCGUCGCCGCCGCCCCCGCCGCCGCUCCGGCCCCUACCCCCGGUCAUCACCACCAUCUUCCGGGGAAGACGGUGGGCCAUCGUACCCCACACCACCCUCGACGCCUCCCCCGACUCGAACGCCUACCCCUUCCUCCGGCCGCAAGAAGCUCUGUAGCGAAUGCCGCCAUGAAUUCUCCUACAAAAACUACGCCGACCAUGUCAAGUGCCACGCGCUGGAAGGCGAUGAAGGAGCUCCGGCCAAGCCGUGCAAGCAAUGCAGGACACACCCUGAAAUGUGUCGCGUUGCCAUCAAUCCCAAGAGAAUGGGCACAUACGCUUGUGUCUGUUGUAUCAAGGGCCACAAGUCGUGCGAGCACACGGCUCAUAAGGUUAGGGGGGGUGAUGGAGGCCCUGAUAGACAUCCCAUGUUGCUCGAGGAUGGGAGCAGUCCGUCUAACGGAGGCUCUGAUACGCAUCCCGUGGUGCUCGGGGAUGUGACGAGUUCUUCUGAGGAGGUUAAUCAUGGCACACCGGUGUCCGUUGGGGUUGCAUAA
This is a messenger RNA of Fusarium poae, 717 nucleotides long. RefSeq lists its product as uncharacterized. NCBI's taxonomy places the organism in Eukaryota, Fungi, Ascomycota, Sordariomycetes, Hypocreales, Nectriaceae. The coding region runs from base 1 to 717 and encodes 238 amino acids. The record is from RefSeq and is a predicted model, not a curated record. The transcript has 2 exons.